AUGGCACCCAGCAAGAGUGCGUGGAUGCAGCAAAAGAACCGAACCUCCAGUAUGUCUGAGCUAACGACGAAGCUGUGCACAGAGACUGCCGCUGCCGAGUGCAUCUCGGAUGAGGCGCUCAUCCAUCUCAAAUCCUACCAGUAUUCGGCCGUCGACAAGUCGCCCGUCUCGCAUUAUAUCCUUCGCCCCUACUGGAACGCCGUCGUCGAGCUCCUCCCGUUAUGGCUUGCGCCGAACAUGGUCACCCUCCUCGGAUUCUUCUUCAUUCUGGGGAACAUCGCUCUCAUGGAGAUCGUUAUGCCGGACCUCGUGGGGCCUGCGCCCUCCUGGGUGUACCUCAGUUUCGCAUUCGGGCUCUUCAUGUACCAGACCAUGGACAACAUCGACGGCAAACAAGCACGACGCACCGGCACGUCGAGCGGACUGGGUGAGCUGUUCGACCACGGAAUCGAUUCCUUAAACUGCACCCUUGCCAGUCUGCUGGAGACAGCGGCCAUGGCUUUGGGUACUUCCAAGUCGGGUGUAUUCACCGCGCUCUGCCCGUGUCUGCCCAUGUUCUUCUCCACGUGGGAGACGUACCACACGCACACCUUGUACCUGGGCUACUUCAACGGGCCCACGGAGGGGCUUCUGAUCGCCUGUCUUGUCAUGGCUCUUUCCGGCAUCUAUGGCCCGGGCAUCUGGACCGAGCCGAUCGUGAAUCUCGUUGGGACUAAGAACCUCUUCGGAUACGACCACCUGGUUGGCGAGCACUCGAUCCGGGACAUUUGGAUUCUGAUCAUCGUUGGGUCGCUCCUCGUCGGCCACAUCCCCUUCUGUGUCCUCAACGUUGCCAAGGCUCGCCGAAAGAACAAGCUCCCCGUUUUACCCGUCUUCCUCGAAUGGACGCCCAUGGCCGUGUACACCCUCUCUAUUGGAGCCUGGAUCUACUCGCCAUACUCGACGCUGAGGAUCGAGAACCACCUCGUGCUCUUCUGCUUGACCAUGUCACUCGUUUUCGGUCGCAUGACCACCAAGAUGAUCCUGGCACACCUGACAAGACAACCUUUCCCAUACUGGACUGUCAUGCUCGUGCCGCUUGUCGGCGGUGCUAUCCUGGCCAACUUGCCUAGACUUGGCUUCGAGCCGAUUUCUGCCAAGAACGAGCUCAUCUACUUGUACGGGUACUUCAUAUUCGCCUUCGUGGUUUACUUCCGCUGGGCAUACCUUGUUGUUACCAGCAUUUGCAAAUUCCUAGGCAUCAACGCCCUGACGAUCCCCCAUGAAAAGCAGCUGGAGAACAAGCGGAAACUACAGGCUGCCAACGGAGCCGCCAAUGGUUCUGCCAAGGGCAAGAAGGAACUAUAG
Messenger RNA from Neoarthrinium moseri, 1347 nucleotides. RefSeq lists its product as uncharacterized. Gene Ontology annotation, biological process: phospholipid biosynthetic process. Lineage: Eukaryota; Fungi; Ascomycota; Sordariomycetes; Amphisphaeriales; Apiosporaceae. The record is from RefSeq and is a predicted model, not a curated record. Bases 1 to 1347 code for a protein of 448 amino acids. Gene Ontology annotation, molecular function: phosphotransferase activity, for other substituted phosphate groups. The transcript is spliced from 3 exons. Gene Ontology annotation, cellular component: membrane.